Messenger RNA from Patiria miniata (bat star), 1762 nucleotides. RefSeq names its product histone chaperone asf1b-B-like. The record is from RefSeq and is a predicted model, not a curated record. Gene Ontology annotation, cellular component: nucleus. NCBI's taxonomy places the organism in Eukaryota, Metazoa, Echinodermata, Asteroidea, Valvatida, Asterinidae. The transcript has 4 exons. Gene Ontology annotation, molecular function: histone binding. The coding region runs from base 128 to 769 and encodes 213 amino acids. Gene Ontology annotation, biological process: DNA replication-dependent chromatin assembly.
AGAGCUCAUUAGAAAAUCUCUUGUUCGUCAUUUUUGCGCCACUUGCAAACGCCGCGAAAUCUUCGUCUGACAUUCUUUCAAAUUAAACACGCUGCACGUUCCCUUACGACAAUACGAGUACAGAAAAAUGGCAAAGGUACAGAUCGAGAAUGUCGAAGUCUUGGAUAAUCCGACUUCCUACUUGAACCCUUUCCAGUUCGAGAUAACAUUCGAGUGUGCAGAGGAUUUGUCUGAAGAUUUGGAAUGGAAGAUCAUUUACGUAGGGUCAGCUGAAUCAGAGGAACAUGACCAGACGUUAGACUCUGUCCUCGUGGGUCCAGUCCCCGCUGGACACCACCGGUUCGUUUUCCAGGCAAACUGUCCAGACACAUCACUCAUCCCGGAAUCUGACGCCUUAGGGGUAACGGUGGCACUCAUCACGUGUUCCUUCCGAAGCCAGGAGUUUGUACGCGUCGGCUACUACGUUAACAAUGAAUAUUCAGAUCCAGAGAUGAGGGAAAACCCUCCCUCCAAACCUCACUUUGACAAGGUUGUGCGUAACAUUCUUCACACGGAUCCUCGCAUCACACGCUUCAAGAUCGAUUGGGAGGACAGCAUGAACAAUGAGAACAUCCCGCCCCAACAAAACGUCAUCGCCCCGCCCUCCGUCCCCGGCGCUAUGCCCUGCCCCUCCCCUUUGGACAAACUCACAUCAAACGACCUCGCCGCGCCACUCAACACAGACAGUAACAGCAGUUUGCCCGAAUAUGUAUCGGUGAUGGAGCACUAGAUAUUUAUUGGUUUUUUUUUAAUGUACAUUUUUUUCUAUGUGCUGUAAAUACAUGUAAUAGUUUUUCUAAAUAAAGAUAAAAUAAGAUAGAAAUUACAUCAAAAUCCAUGUGCAUGUAUGUUAGGUUGUUAUUUUUCUGAGGGGGGGGGGGAUAUUUUUAUUCCCGAUUUCAAAGUUUUCAUUUAUUGUCAUUGAUGGUGUUGUGAACCUUGUUUGGUUUACUAGAUGUGGACGACUAGCUGCAGAAUUCACAAGUGAGAGCAAUACAAUGAAAUUUGCAUGGAAAAUUUCAACCUUUAAAUGGAAAUAAAGCUUGCAAAAAUUCCAAAUGGACGAAUUGGUAUUUUCCUACAAACUUUCGAAGUGAACAUGAUCCUUUGUUACCAUAAAGUAUACUUCUCAGGGGUGUGAAAUCUCGGCUUUAAAGCUGAUUUCAGCUUUUUUUGGUUUGGAUUUCAGCUUUUUUCCCUCACUUGCUGUGUACAAAAGUAAAGGAGAUUUCCAAAGUUCAGCUUUUUGACACCUUUUUCAGCUGUUUUCAGCUAUUUUUUUAUCAGUGGUCACUCACACCCUAGACUUAUAAGUAAACACAAGCAAGGACGUCGAUGGAAGUGCCAAAUUUGUUUUAUUUGUGAUGAAAAUUGCCCUAAGAUCUUCAUCUGAUGCAUGUGUGCCUUUUUUUAUAUCCCUGGUUUUACAGUUGCCAUGGAUGGAAAAUGGCAAACAUUUGCAUCAAAUGGAUAAAGAAAUAAAAUUUGUGAAUUCUUGUUUCUCUCAUUAAGUGGAUUUUUGUGCAUGUUGUGAACAUAUAAAACCUGUAUUUAGUUAUCGUAUGAUGCUGUUAGGGUGAUGUAACAUAUUGUUUGACGUAUCCGGCAAGAUACAUUAGAAAAAAUCAUGUUUUCAUUAUUGAUGUCAAGUUCCUCUUUUUCAAAGAAAUACUAAACUCACAUGUACAGUUGAAACUUAAACAAUUAAGUUGGAACUUGAUGU